Canis lupus familiaris (dog) is the source of this 4441-nucleotide messenger RNA. RefSeq names its product phosphoinositide-3-kinase adaptor protein 1 (gene PIK3AP1). The coding region runs from base 78 to 2498 and encodes 806 amino acids. The transcript is spliced from 17 exons. Gene Ontology annotation, cellular component: cytosol. Gene Ontology annotation, molecular function: phosphatidylinositol 3-kinase regulatory subunit binding; signaling receptor binding. NCBI's taxonomy places the organism in Eukaryota, Metazoa, Chordata, Mammalia, Carnivora, Canidae. The record is from RefSeq and is a predicted model, not a curated record. Gene Ontology annotation, biological process: signal transduction.
CGGUGCCGCGCGGAGCCCGGUGCCCCUGCCGCGCCGCGCCCCGGAGCCCGCGGGGCAGGUGAGCUGCGCCCCGCGCCAUGGCAGCCUCAGGGGUGGUUGGAAGAUGCGACAUCCUCAUCGUCUACAGCCCAGAUGCUGAGGAAUGGUGCCAGUACCUCCAGGACCUCUUUCUGUCCAGUCGGCAGAUCCGUAGCCAGAAGACGCUGACUUACAGGCUGAGCCCUGAGGCCUCCUUCUCAGCCAAGGACCUGAACUUCUUCCUCAGCUCGCGCUGCGUUGUAGUGCUGCUGUCUGCGGAGCUGGUGCAGUGCUUCUACCAGCCGGCCCUCCUGCCCCUGUUGCAGAGAGCCUUCCAUCCUCCACGUCGCGUGGUGCGGCUGCUCUGUGGGGUGCCGGACAGUGAGGAGUUCUUGGACUACUUUCCAGAUUGGGUGCACUGGCAGGAGCUCACCUGUGAUGAUGAGCCUGAGACCUAUGUGGCAGCUGUGAAGAAGGCCAUUUCAGAAGAUUCUGGCUGUGACUCAGUCACUGACACAGAGACCGAGGACGAGAAGGCCCCUUCCUGCUUGAAGCAGCAGAGCCUGCCACUGCAGACUUCACCUGGGAACCUGAUGGUGGUGCAGCCAGACCGCAUUCGCUGUGGGGCGGAAACCACAGUCUACGUCAUCGUGAGAUGUAAAUUGGAUGAGAGGGUGUCAACAGAAGCAGAAUUUUCUCCUGAGGAUUCUCCCUCAGUAAGGGUGGAAGCCAAGCUGGAGAAUGAAUACACCGUUUCCGUGAAGGCCCCCAGCUUUUCAUCUGGGAAUGUUUCCUUGAAGAUCUAUUCCGGGGAUUUAGUGGUGUGUGAAACUGUUAUCAGCUAUUAUACUGACAUGGAAGAAAUUGGGAAUUUAUUGUCCAAUGCUGCCAAUCCUGUGGAGUUCAUGUGUCAGGCCUUUAAAAUUGUGCCCUACAACACAGAGACCCUCGAUAAACUGCUGACGGAGUCUCUGAAGAACAACAUCCCCGCGAGUGGACUACACCUCUUUGGAAUUAACCAGCUGGAAGAAGAGGAUAUGAUGACAAAUCAAAGGAAUGAAGAGUUGCCCACCCUGUUGCAUUUUGCUGCGAAAUACGGACUGAAGAACCUCACUGCCUUGUUGCUCACCUGCCCAGGAGCCCUGCAGGCAUAUAGUGUGGCCAACAAGCAUGGCCACUAUCCCAACACAAUUGCUGAGAAACAUGGCUUCAGGGACCUGCGGCAGUUCAUCGAUGAGUAUGUGGAAACUGUGGACAUGCUAAAGAGUCACAUCAAAGAGGAACUGAUGCAAGGGGAGGAGGCUGACGCCGUGUAUGAGUCCAUGGCCCACCUCUCCACAGACCUGCUCAUGAAGUGCUCCCUCAACCCCGGCUGUGAUGAAGAGCUGUAUGAGUCCAUGGCUGCCUUUGUCCCAGCUGCCACCGAAGAUCUCUAUGUCGAAAUGCUUCAGGCCAGUGCAUCUAAUCCAAUCCCUGGAGAUGGUUUCUCUCGGACCAGUAAGGACUCCAUGAUUCGCAAGUUUUUAGAAGGUAACAGCAUGGGAAUGGCCAGUUUGGAGAGGGAGCUGCACCACAGUGGUCAGGAGGAAGAUGUGUAUCACACGGUGGAUGAUGAUGAGGCCUUUCCUGUGGACCUGGCCAACAGGCCCCCCGUCCCCGUGCCUAGGCCAGAGGCCAAUGCUUCUGGUACUCAUCACCUGUCUGACAAUGAACCAUACAUUUCUAAAGUUUUUGCAGAAAAAAGUCAAGAGCGGCCUGGGAAUUUUUAUGUUUCCUCAGAGAGCAUCAGGAAAAAAGAGCCUCUCGUCAGACCUUGGAGGGACAGGCCCCAGUCGAGUAUAUAUGACCCUUUCGCUGGAAUGAAAACGCCUGGCCAGCGGCAGCUGAUUACCCUCCAGGAGCAGGUGAAGUUGGGCAUCGUUAAUGUAGACGAGGCUGUGCUCCACUUCAAAGAGUGGCAGCUCAACCAGAAGAAGCGGUCUGAGUCCUUUCGCUUCCAGCAGGAAAAUCUUAAACGGCUAAGAGACAGCAUUACCCGAAGACAGAGAGAGAAGCAAAAAUCAGGAAAGCAGGCAGAUUUGGAGAUCACGGUCCCAAUUCGGCACUCACAGCACCCGCCCGGGAAGGUGGAGUUUGGAGUCUAUGAAAGCGGCCCCAGGAAAAGCGUCUUCCCCCCAAGAACAGAGUUGAGGCGAGGAGACUGGAAAAGCGAUAGUACCUCCAGCACAGCAAGCAGUACAAGUAACCGAUCCAGCACCCGGAGCCUCCUCAGUGUGAGCAGCGGGAUGGAGGGGGACAAUGAGGAUAAUGAAGUCCCUGAGGUUACCAGAAGUCGUAGCCCAGGACCCCCACAAGUGGAAGGAACACCCACUGUUCCCCUUGAGAGGCCCCCCAGGGUACCUCCAAGAGCUGCCUCACAAAGACCUCCAGCCAGAGAGACCUUCCAUCCUCCUCCACCUGUUCCGCCCAGAGGUCGCUGAUUCCACCUCCUGAAACUUGCCGAACAUCAGGACUUUGAGACUUGCAGUUUCAGCCUGUUAAUAAUGUCUUCAUGCUGAGUUUUAAAGUCUGACUGCUGACCUUAAGAUCUACUUUCAUGGCUGAUGCUGUUGUGGCCCUGCUGGUUUGGGCUUUCCUUGAAGAAGAUAUUUUUGAGGCAUGAAGAAGUGAAAACUAAGGACUUUAUUCACCAUCACCAAGUAUAUUGAUCCAUAUCCUUGUUUGCCAAAAGGAUAAAGACUGACUUAAUUGGAAUACUCACCUCUAAUUUGGCAUGUCAGAAGCCUGAAAAGAUUGAUCAGAAAUGUAAUUUACAAGUGAUUUUACUGAAAUGCACUUAUAUUAGGCCUUACUUAUUUGCUAGUCCAGACUAACUUCUAGAAGUGGUUAUGAUUUAAGACUUACAGUAUUCAGGUAAGGAGAUACAUCCUGAUUUUUAAAUGGGUCUUCAACUUUUCUAUAGGUUCAGGAGGGUGUUUAAAUGCCCGGGCUGUUCACAUAGGAUAAACUGAAAAAGACUUUAGAGAGGGAUUAGUCCUAACUCCUUUUAUACGGAAGACAAAUCUGAGAUUCCAUAAAAACCAAGAGUAUACAAUUGGUUAGAAGAAGAUAUGUGUCUAGAAUCUGGGUCUCUUAAUUCCAGGUCACCACACUUUAAAUAUCUAGAUAGUCAAUUGCUCCCUCAAGAAAUGCCACAUGUAGAUUAUUAACCUUCCAGAAAUGUCCUUCUUCUAUAUCUCCCAGGCAUGGCACUAUCAAGUAUUUUUUUCAGUUUGGGCAUUUAUACUUCAGUAUGCUUUCAAAACAGGAUUGUUGGCAAGGAACAUCUAUAAAUGGCUGGGAACCAGAAGCUUGGGAUACCAGUGACCCCAUUUAUUGUUCUGCAGCCUUUUUAUAGGGCUUACUAGUUCUGGCCAUAAGAAGACAGAAGGACCCUUGAUUCCUUCUCUGCCAAGAGGUCAAAAGAGAAAAAAGGAAGAAUGUAAAAUAGAAACAGUUAUCUAUUUCCUUAUUAUUACCGCUAGACUUGGGAUAUCUGUGCAGAGAGAACCAUUAACGUGUCAUAAUUAUUGUAUGUCACUAAUCUAUCAUUAAUUUUGAGUCACUGGCACAGAAAUCUGCCUUCAAAGCACAGAUCCUUAAUUUGAUACUUAAAUAUAAAGUUAGCAUCAGACACAUUCCUUUAAAAACUAUCAGAAAUCUGGUAAUUUUUUAUGAAAUGUAUUCUCUAUCCCAUGCAGAUAUAUGUAAGGCACACUAUUAACGGUCUAUUUAAAUAUAGUUUUAUUGUGUCCUUUUCUAAUGAUUCAGGGUUGUUUUGUUUUUUUUUUGUUUUGUUUUGUUUUGUUUUUGUUUGUUUGUUUUGUUUUUUUCCAACUUCAUUCAUUGGUCUAGCAAACAAGGACUCUUACUGAAAUGAAUAGCUUCUGGGUCAUGGGUCUUUUUUCUGACACUGAAAUACACUAUUGGCUGUGGCCAUUAACAGAGUGUUUGUUCAAAUUCCCUACCACAAUGUUUGGCACACAGUAGCCAUUCUACAGUGGUUCCUUUACUCUCCUUGUCACUUAUUUGGGAAAAAGAGGGUAAUGUGGGAUAGAGAACAAGAAAUUAUAAUGUUGGUAUGAUUGUCCUUCCUCUUAUUUAUACAUGAUCUCUUAAGCACAUUUGAUUUUGAUAAAAGCUACCCUUUUUAAAAAAUAUUCAGUAUCUUUAAGCUCCCUCUUAGAUGUCAAGUUUAGAUUUUUGUACAUUCUCUAAUUAAUAAGCAUUUAGAUGAAUAACAUGGCAAAACUUACUGCCAGCUAAUGAUGUUAGCAUCUUUGUGUGCACAUCACUGUUUGUGCAAUAUUGGAAUAUUUUAUUACAUUUUUAUUCUUCUGUGAAAGUAAGUGGAAAACAUAAAAUUAAAAGUGUUGUUUAGAAA